Messenger RNA from Chanos chanos (milkfish), 1164 nucleotides. RefSeq lists its product as uncharacterized. The record is from RefSeq and is a predicted model, not a curated record. Bases 40 to 738 code for a protein of 232 amino acids. Lineage: Eukaryota; Metazoa; Chordata; Actinopteri; Gonorynchiformes; Chanidae. The transcript is spliced from 2 exons.
ACAGUUAAUUUUGAAAACGGUCAACAAAUUGACCGCAACAUGGAGGUCAUCGAGACACUUGUAACGGAUAGCAUUGAAGUGGAAGAUACUACUGCCACGAUUUCAACUUUGGACUCUGAAAAAUCGAAAGGAGAGUUUGUCUGGACUCUACAGGCUACAUGGCAGCUAGUUCAUACCCGGCUCGAAAUGGACCAGGAGUUUGACCAGCCUGUCUGUAAAAAGAAGAAGCUAUGGGAGACAGUAGCUGAGAGGGUAACAGCCAAACUCCGUGCAGCUGGGAACCACGAUGUCGCGGUCAAAGCUUACGAAUGUGACCUCAAAUGGAGAAACAUGUUGGCGACGUACCGAAAGAAUGCUGAGCGUGCCCGAAGGCUGGGACCCCAGAGUGUGCACUGGGAAUUUUUCAAGGCUAUGCACGAGGUGUUAGGCAAGAGCCGUGAGGAAAUUGAGGCUCAGCGCAAGGCAAAGCUGAAUGGCACCAAACUGGGAAAAGCAAUCGCUAGCAAGCGGUUUACCCCAAUACUGCCCACGCCCACACCCUCUCUCACAGCCACGGCGUUCCCCACCAGACCCCCCCAGGACGUACUGCAGCUCUACCUGGAACUACAGGAGAGAAAACUGAACCUUUGGGCUCAACAGAAAGCGCUGGAGGAGAAGAAGAUCGAAGCCAUUAAUAACCUGGCGCGUGCCAUCUCUAGUCUGGCCCAGGACAGUAGCAUUCAGCUGCCCAAGGAUUAGGCAGGUGUUGGACAGUCUUACCCUCCAGCAAAGCAGUUAAUCUGGUUUUCUACAAGUCAGUCCCGUAUGUUUUUGGACUAAACCAGGAUUUUAAUUAUUCAGGAGAAACUUGCAACACUCUGUACACAUAGGUGAGAUGGCUCUGUGUUAAUGGAUGGUUGUGUUGUGGAGUGCCUCUGAAGUGGAGGGUUGUUCUCUUAAGUGAGUGACAGGGCAUGCCACACAUAUCCAGAGUAGUGCCUAUGAAACACUAACUACUGAUACUGUCCUGUUCUUUUUCUUAUCUUGAGAAACAGCCCUACAGUUGUAAAACGUUAGAGUUUCACAUUAAUCACAACUGAAUGAUGAUCAAAUUUAAUUCCAAAAAUGUUAUCGGACAUAUGGUGAUGUUGUACACGGUCAUGUUGAUUAUUAAACCCCAAGAAA